Messenger RNA from Ictidomys tridecemlineatus (thirteen-lined ground squirrel), 4044 nucleotides. NCBI's taxonomy places the organism in Eukaryota, Metazoa, Chordata, Mammalia, Rodentia, Sciuridae. The record is from RefSeq and is a predicted model, not a curated record.
GCCGUGCCCCGCCGGCGCCCAGCGGAGAUGCGGCCUGUCUCAUAGGAUGAGGUGUUGGUAGCAGGAGGAAGAGACAAGGAAAACUUGUGGAUAAAGAGAAGUCUAGCCUUGGACAGUCAGUAACCUCUCCUCCAAAAUGAGACAGCAUUAAACGCUGUGCAAGGGCGCUUUCAGCUUGCCUCCUCUCAGAAAUCGAUUGGUGGACUCCGUUUUGCCCAUUAUAGGCAUCAGUCACAGCACAGAGUUCUCGAAACUCUCCUUUUCCGCAAAACUCUGCUUCAGGUCUACACUCAGGCUCCUCCAGGUUUUGUUCCUGCAUCGUCCUGUUCAGUAAAGUCAAGGGAAAGUUGAAGAAAAGUGAGACAAGAACUAAAAGAACCAAACAGGGAAGCAUUCAUAUUUCAAGAUCUUUAGGAAGAGGUAGGAAUAGUUAACAUGGAAUCAAAAACGUGUGAACCAAAUAAUGAAGAUCUUUUACCAAGUAGUGGCAUCGCAUCCAAUGGAGGUUCUUCAAGCCCAUUUUUUGUGUCAUCAAUUCGUGGUACAAUAAUUGAAAACACAGCUGCAACUGGGACUUUGACACAAAUUCCUAUUUUCCCUAAAUAUGAAGUAGAACUUGAUUCUCAUAGAAAAAUAAUUCCUUAUCCUGGGAAGGAACACAUUGAACGUGUUUUAGAAGAAUAUUCACAUCAAGUCAAAGAUUUGCAAAGAAGACUAAAUGAAAGCAAUGAAUUGCAUGAGAAACAAAAAUUUUAUUUAAGGCAGUCAGUCAUUGAUUUGCAAACAAAACUUCAAGAAAUGCAAAUGGAGAGAGACGCCAUGGCUGACAUCAGACGAAGGGAGAGUCAGUCCCAGGAGGAUUUAAGAAAUCAGCUUCAAACUACAGUUCAUGAACUUGAAGCUGCCAAAAGCCUUAAGGAGAACAUGUUAAAAGACAGCAAUGCACAAAUAGAGCAGCUCAGGAAAAUGAUGCUGAGUCACGAAGGAGCGCUUCAAGAAAUCCGAUCAAUCUUAGUUGACUUUGAAGAAGGCUCAGGCAAGAAAAUCUAUGAACACGACAGCAUGUCUACUGUGCAUUUCCGCAGCUUGGGCUCAGCUGUUAGUAAAAUCCUAAGAGAAUUAGACACAGAAAUUUCUUAUCUGAAAGGGAGGAUAUUUCCAGUGGAGGAUCAGCUUGAAACAUUGAAAUCUGAAUCACAGAACAAAAUAGAGCUACUUCUUCAGCAACAUCAAGAUAGGAUUGAGCAGUUGAUAAGUGAACAUGAAGUUGAAAUCACAGCACUUACUGAGAAAGCCAGCAGUGCUCGAAGCCAAGCCAAUAGUAUCCAGAGUCAACUGGAAAUCAUUCAAGAACAAGCAAGAAACCAAAAUUCAAUGUAUAUGCGUCAGCUCAGUGAACUGGAAUCUACUGUUUCUCAGCUGCGUUCUGAAUUAAGGGAAGCCAGAAGGAUGUAUGAAGACAAAAUAGAAGAUCUGGAGAAGCAAUUAGUCCUUGCCAAUUCUGAGCUCACUGAAGCACGUACAGAACGGGAUCAGUUCAGUCAGGAAUCUGGAAAUUUGGAUGAUCAACUUCAAAAGCUAUUGGCAGACCUGCACAAGAGGGAGAAGGAGCUGAGUCUGGAGAAAGAGCAGAACAAAAGGCUGUGGGACCGAGACACGGGCAAUAGCAUCACCAUUGACCACCUUCGUCGUGAGCUGGAUGACAGGAACAUGGAGGUGCAGCGCCUGGAGGCCCUGCUCAAGGCCAUGAAGAGCGAGUGUCAGGGCCAGAUGGAGCGGCAGAUGGCAGCGAUUCAGGGGAAGAAUGAGAGUCUAGAGAAAGUGUCCUCCUUGACUGCUCAGCUCGAAUCCACCAAAGAGAUGCUCCGCAAAGUAGUGGAAGAGCUGACGGCCAAGAAAAUGACUCUGGAGAGCUCAGAGAGGACAGUGUCUGAUCUGACAGCUUCCCUCCAAGAAAAAGAGCGAGCCAUCGAAGCUACCAAUGCAGAGAUCACAAAGCUCCGCUCUCGGGUGGACUUGAAAUUGCAGGAACUACAGCACUUGAAAAAUGAAGGAGAUCACCUCAGAAAUGUGCAGACGGAAUGUGAGGCUCUGAAGCUGCAGAUGGCAGAAAAGGACAAGGUGAUUGAAAUUUUGCGCCAGCAAAUUGAAAACAUGACACAGUUGGUGGGCCAGCAUGGACGGACUGCUGGUGCUAUGCAAGUCGAAAAGGCUCAGCUGGAGAAAGAGAUUAAUGAUAGGAGACUGGAACUACAGGAAUUUAAGAUUUUAAAAGAUAAAAAAGAUGCCAAGAUCCGGGAGCUUGAAGCCAGAGUAAGUGACCUAGAGCUGGAAAAGGUGAAACUGGUGAAUGCAGGCUCUGAGCGGCUCCGUGCAGUGAAGGACAUCAAACAAGAGAGAGAUCAAUUAUUAAAUGAGGUGAAGAUGAGUAGGAAUGAAUUGAACAGUCUUUCAGAGGACUAUGAAGUAUUGAAAAGGAAUUUUCGAAACAAAAGUGAAGAAAUGGAAACUACUACAAAUAAACUGAAAAUGCAAUUAAAAUCUGCACAGUCUGAACUAGAACAAACAAGAAAUACACUAAAGUCAAUGGAAGGAUCUGAUGGUCAUGCUAUGAAAGUGGCAAUGGGAAUGCAAAAGCAAAUCACAGCCAAAAGAGGUCAGAUAGAUGCCCUUCAGAACAAGAUCCAGUUUUUAGAAGAGGCCAUGACAAAUUCGAACAAGGAGAAACAUUUUUUAAAAGAAGAAAAGUGUAAACUCAGUCAGGAAUUGAGCACAGUUGCAACAGAAAAAAACAAAAUGGCUGGAGAGCUAGAAGUUCUGCGAUCUCAGGAACGUCGUUUGAAAGAAAAAGUUGCUAAUAUGGAAGUUGCUCUUGAUAAGGCAUCUUUGCAGUUUGCAGAAUGUCAAGAUAUAAUCCAGCAUCAAGAACAAGAAUCUGUGCGUCUAAAACUUCAACACACUUUGGAUGUAAAGGAUCUUCAGGGCCCUGGAUAUACCGCAAAUCCUUCAUUGAAACCACACCUUCUCCAGACAGCAUCUGCUAUCCGUUCUCAUUCUAAUGUACCAUCUUCCCAGUCCACAGUCAGCUUCCUAUCUCAUACAAGGAAACUGAGAUUUGAGGAGCUAGGUGACAUAGAGACUUCAGUCAACAAAAACACAGUUGAAUCAAGACUUAACCCAGACAUCCACUGCAUGAAGGCUAAUGUACUGAAGGAAGAUCCAACAAGGGACCUGAAACAGCUUCUCCAAGAACUGAGAAGUGUGAUUAAUGAGGAGCCGUCCUUGCCUCUGACCAAACCUGAGGAGAGUGGGAGAACACCAUCUCUCGGAGCCUUAAAUGAAAGAGUAAGAGAUUGCAUGACUGAAUCAAGCAUGAGAUCAGAGAUAUGUCAUAGAAGCAACAAUUCAUUAAGGGACUCUACCGAAGGGAGCAAGUCCAGUGAAACACUCAGCAGAGAGCCAGUUAUGUUGAACGCAGGAGACCUAGAAGAUCCAUCUAGUUGUUUCGCUUUUCAAUGCACAGCAAGUCCAACAGUGAAAAAUUCAGCUUCCCGUUCAUUCAGUUGUUCUCCUAAGAAAUCUCCAGUGCAUUCACUCCUGACUAGUUCAGCUGAAGAGUCAGUGGGUUCCACAUCACAGUAUAGAUCUACCAAAUCUAUUCAUUCACCUGAUUCCGUUAAAGUAUAUGUGCUGCUGAAGAGAGGGCUUCAAUGUGCUUUCUGAAAAGAAAAAACAGUCCUGGGGUACUCUGAGUCUUUUCCAUCUUUGGAUUCCACUGUACGUCCCCAUCAGGAUCAGACUUUCCAGUCUGUCUAACAACAUAGCUUCCAGGGUACUUUUGAAGUCCCCAGCUGGGAUCAGACCUGUAAGUCUGUUCCAAAUCGUCUGCAAACUGUCAAUCAUAUGAGUGUCUUCGACCCCAUUAUGCAGUUUUCAGGGUGUUUGAUAGCCCCUACCUAGGUUUCAAAAAAAGAAAUAAGAAAAAACCCUAAAAAGAACAUUCCUAAGAUCUCAAGUAAUCUAGGUAUAUUAAAUAAUUUGCAA